AUGAAUGACCUUACCACCAUGUUGAAAAAGGGACACCACAGUACCAACACGAGCAGGUCGACUUCACUUUUUCAAAUCCGGUUGAAACAUCUUGAACACGACGUGUUGGUCCUAAAAGGAAAUGAACACGAAGCAGGCUCAGUGCUACUUUCCGGAAAUAUAGUCUUAUCUGUGAAUGAACCAAUUUCGGUAAAGAGACUUACAUUAAGACUCUACUCUACUUUGAGAUUGAAAGCAGAUCUCUCAUCUGGAUCGUCUGCCGCAACUGGAUCGAGUAGAAGGCUGUUGAACUUCACAAAGAAAGUUUAUGAACACGUAUGGGAUCCAAGUGAAUUCAACAACUAUCUAGAUCAUGUUUAUGAUAGAGAUGAUCAAACCGGAGGACGCACAUCCCCUUCACCAUCUCAAUCGCCAAGUCAACAACCUCCUAUACAAAAGAACCACUCUACGACUUCUUUAGCAAGUCUUCGCUCAAGAAGCGGUCUCGGCUUAUCACGUUUGGGUUCUUCGGGUUCUUCUUCAACGAAUUUGAUGCACAUGGCAACUUCCAAUCAUCAUGCCAUUGGAGCUUCCAACCAUGUCCUUGUUCAAGGCAACUACGAAAUACCUUUUAGCGCAAUCUUGCCAGGUAGUAUGCCAGAGACAAUUGAAGGACUUCCUGGCUGUUCGUGCGUCUACAGAUUGGAAGCAAAUAUAGAAAGAGGAAAGUUUCACAGCACCAUGGUUGCUAAAAAACAUCUUAGAGUUGUGCGAACAUUGACCACAGAUGCUGUUGAGUUAUCAGAAACAAUAGCUGUAGACAACACGUGGCCAAAAAAAGUUGAGUACUCGCUCAGUUGUCCCACGCGGGCGUUGGCUAUAGGAAGUGGAACCCCUAUCAGCAUCAUGCUUGUACCUUUAUUAAAGGGUUUGACAUUGGGAGAUAUCAAGAUUCAGUUGAUUGAGUUUUAUUCCUACAUGGGCAAUGUCCCACCAAUGCACAGUGCCGAAAGAGUUAUAGCAUCAAAAAAAAUACCAAAGAAGGACCCCUCUGAGUUAGAGUUUGAUAAAUGGGAGUUUGAAACUUUUAUGAGACUACCAGCUAGUUUAUCCAAAUGUUGUCAGGAUGUUGACGGGGAACAUGUUAAAGUUAGGCACAAGUUGAAAUUCAACAUUGGUCUAAUCAAUCCGGAUGGGCAUGUGUCAGAAUUAAGAGCAUCUUUACCGAUUCAAUUAUUCAUAUCGCCUUUUGUCACCGUUAGCUCAAAACCUGAUGCAGAGUUUUUAGAAGAUGAUGGGAUUGGCAGUGCUUCUGCCACUAAUGAUGGCGAGGAAGAAGUUUUAUUCACUAGCGACUCCUUUGAACAGCUAAACAAUCUUGAGCAAGCAAAUAACAUCAAUAAUAAUAAUAAUAAUAACGGCACUGAUAACAACACAAACAAUAAUAAUAAUAAUAGUGGGCUCGCGUCAAAUAGCAGCUCACAUACAUCUUUGACUGGUUUGGUUGCGCCACCAUUGUAUGAGAGACACAUAUAUGAUCGAUUAUGGAGCGAUGUUUCACCAGUAGAAACACCCUUGACUUCAGGUGCUUCUACUCCGAGAAGUCGACCAGGUGGAGCCGAUGAAUAUGGCCAAUACUCUAUGCAACCAUUGGACUCUUCAGCUUUAACUGAGAAUUUAAGACAAUUGAGUCUACAGAGACAAGCGCAAGAAGCUGAACACAACCUGACGGGUAACGGGCGAGGCGCAACUUUUAAUUUCAAUCUCGAUGACGAAGAUGAACAGUCCAGCGAUCCAACUCAUCGAAACUUAAACUCAAGCGAUUUAUAUGCACAUUCUAGAAUGCCAGGUUUGGCUAGAAAUCAGAGCUUUUUAAGAGAACACCCAAUGACACCUCCAGUGCACUUGUCGAGGGUCAAUUCCGAUGCCAACAUCUUGAACAGUAGCGAAUUGUCACGUGUACCAUCUUAUCAACAAGCUAUGAAGAGUGAUAGAAGCGAUGAUUUCUCGCCUGCUUAUGAAGGACCCUCGCCAUCCUCAUUGACAACAAAUUUACAUCAACACUCGAACUCGAACUCGAACUCGCAUAUUAAUUUGCAAGACGUGAAUCGCCAUUUAACACAACAACCGCGGUCACUGGGCUCUCGCUUGGGAGGAGGAAUAGGUGGUAAAAUUGCGUCCUCUCGAGGAUCAUCACAAGGCUCGUCUCCAGCAAGUUCAAGAAAUGUGUCAUCGUCAAAUUUAGCUGGCAUGUUUGCUUCGGCAAAAAAAUCAGCAACCAAUUUGACCACUGGUGGUCACCCUUCUGCUGGUUCAGCUUCUGCUUCUGCGUCUUCUCAUAGCCAUACACCUGCUCACUCUCCUACCCCUGCCCCCGUACCGCAGAGAAAUGGACACUUGAAUCCCACAGUCGCAAGUUCUAGUAAUUCAUCGUUGAACAACCCGGGAUUGUCAACUAGCCCUCUGACACAAACACAGAUGCGGCAACCAAGUCCGCAUGAUCAGAGUGUGAGUCAAUUAUCAAGGAGUGCCAGUGAGCGCUCGGUUAAGCAUCCUGUGCGCUCCACGUCAAGUUUAAGUUUGCACAAUCUACAUUUCUUGAAUAAAAAGAAAGACAAAAAGUAG
Molecule: messenger RNA, 2604 nt
Organism: Lodderomyces elongisporus
Lineage: Eukaryota; Fungi; Ascomycota; Pichiomycetes; Serinales; Debaryomycetaceae
Gene: ROD1
Product: Rod1p
Exons: 2
Coding region: 1-2604 (867 amino acids)
Biological process (GO): ubiquitin-dependent endocytosis
Cellular component (GO): cytosol; cytoplasm; plasma membrane
Molecular function (GO): protein-macromolecule adaptor activity; ubiquitin protein ligase binding
Source: RefSeq, a predicted model, not a curated record